This is a messenger RNA of Cutaneotrichosporon oleaginosum, 507 nucleotides long. RefSeq lists its product as uncharacterized. The record is from RefSeq and is a predicted model, not a curated record. Lineage: Eukaryota; Fungi; Basidiomycota; Tremellomycetes; Trichosporonales; Trichosporonaceae.
CUUACUCAAGCUGGAAGUUGGUGGAGAGGAACGCGAACUCGAUGGCUAGACGGGCCGGCCGGGGUUGUCAGCAGGCAAGCUUCUGAUGGGAUAAGUUAGUGCACAACAUACAUGUACAUCCGCUAUGGCUCUCGGCGCAUCUACCGACACACACGUCGGCUACCCCAGCACAUGACUACCCCAGCGGCGUAUUCUGGCUCUCGAGGCGGAACACCUCGGCUCCCACCUCAGCGCGGUACGAGUCAAGCGAAACAAAGCGCACGGCGUCGUCCAUCUCGCGGCCAACGAGCACCUUGGCGAGCUCAGCGCGAAUUUUAUCCUCGACGUCGUCCUCGUCCUCGUCCCAGCUCUCGACGUCCACGAGCGUAAAGUGCGUGUUCUUGGCCUGCGCGAUAAACGCCGUGAGGGGCAGGUAUUUUGUCCGCGCCAUGAGCGCGCGAAUCUUGGCUUCUUGUGAAUCGGGCGUGUCGCCGUCGUCGUCCUCGUCGUCCUCGUCUUCCCACUCUC